ACGAAUCCGAACUUCCCACGAUGACCACUUGAGAAAUAAUGUGAUGAAUGAUGAUACCUAGAUUGCUGCUGGUGGUCAGUACAUCAUUAAUUGUCACGCUUGUUCACACAGCUGUGUCCACAGUUACAGAUAGCCUGUGAUCUCAGCAAGCUUGUCGUCCUUCACAAUGCUCAGUUUGGAUUUUUCAAACAGAUUAUCGGAAGAAAAAACUUGAACGUAUCGUGUAUUGCCCAGCAGCGCGGGGACUGCUGGAUUGAUGUCACUCCAUCAAUGUCUAGGCUGUGUUCCGGAUAUUCUUCGUGUACUACAGAUGUGCAAUAUUCACUGGAGUUACCUCUUGACGCUAUCGCUAGAGAAUGUUCAACUGAGACAGCAGGUUUCUCGAAACCAUCAUUGUUCGUCGAAUACAGCUGUGUUUCAACCACCUUGUUCACCCGAUUGACAAGUAACAGUCACGUGGACUCGGAACAGGUAGGAGGUUAUCUGGCUACUUUGGACUAUGCAGAGACGCGCAACGGUGGGACGGAAUGGCGCAUGCAUCAGGCGGACGCCAUCUGUCGCGUUGGCGAGGAGCAGUUACCAUACAGAUUCUAUCUACCGGCACCCAACACCCAACCCCAUCAACCUUCCUUUGGCCUGGAAGAGAUGGUUUCGUUCGUGUUACGUAUAAAGGAUAUGAGUUUGACGCAACCUAUAACACAUUCUGGUACAGCAGGAAACGGUAGAACUAAACUGCGAUUGGUCACUGAUCAAGAAUGUCUUAAUCUCGGACAGCCAUGCCAGCAGGAUUAUUUGGAGAUAUCUGCUAAGCUACCUAGCCGACAUCAUUCCGACCCAUCGUUUGACGUCAUUCCAGUAACCCGUCUGUGUUUGACCGAAUCGGCUACCCAAUCGGAAACGCCAGUCAAGGACAGUGAGGCAACAAUGAUUGGUCGAACUUUCGGACCACUACCUAGCGCUGUUGGGCUGCAAUUUCGGUCAAAUUUGAAUCUACGGGAUUCGCAGGUUAUCCCCGGGAAAGGAAUUCUCAUUGAAUAUAUCGCAUUGUUCUGCACUCCGAUCCGCAAUCCUACUGGCUACGGUAUAGUGGAUUACCGCUUCCUAACUUUGCCACACUCUUCACACACGGUGGCCUAUGCGGAAAUAUUCUGCCCAUCGGACCGAUGGCUGGAGCCUCAAAGGCCAACAGAAACGGAAGCCAUCCAUCGCAAUCAAACGGGGAUUCCAUGGUGGCUCGAACGAAUUCAACACACCACAAGAGCAUGCAAUCAUCAUUCAAGAUCAUGGUCCGACCGGAUUCCAGAAGCGUGUCUAACGGAGGCAGAAUUGGACGUGUUUGUGGCCAAAGUGAAGAUGGACAUGCAGCAGGCCUCCACCGCGAAAAUCAAUACAUCCGAUAUCGCACUAUCGACGUCAGAAAUGGAGACCAAUUAUUCUGUGGGCAAUAUGACGAUCGAAGUACCCUUCCCACCACUCGGACACACGGCUGUAAGCGAAGUUCUCUCCGGACCGGUGACCAAUGCAGGCUCUUCUGUUGCUGUUGGAGUGGUCCUCGGAUUUCUCAUCUGUUUAAUGGCCGUGAUCCUCAUUAUCUACAGUCUCCGUCACAGGUUGUUUGCUCAGUACCACAAAAACGAAACAUUUCCCUCCUUCCCGGAUCGCAUGACACGUUCGGCAAGCACUUUCAACCAAUCAACACACAGCUACUAUCCGACCAUAAGCUCAAUGGACUGGCGACGGAAGUGGAACAAGAGCAAGUGGGACCUAUUCAAGCCAUGGCGUGUACCGCCAUGGAGUCAGAAUCUUACAGCCACCUACCCUGAUCUUCCACGUCAAACAAUUGUCCAUGGAUCAUCUCUAGGAAUCAGUCGAACUCCCGACACAGUGGUUGUAGACCGUUUUCAUCCUACCUGGCGGACACAACUGCCUCGUUCGCUAGCCUCGUCUUUCAGUCUUAACCCUGGCUAUCCGCAUCCAAUGGCUUUUGAAAAUGGAGAAGCGGCCAACAUGUCACCUUGGCUUCGAACAAACUCGACCACACGUUUGGCUCGAAAGCCUCACUUUUUUGCAUCAUCUAGUGAACUGGUUAGUCCCAUUGAUGGUCAGCCACAAUUUUCAAGAUCCUGGUGGUUGCCUUGGCGACGGAGUUUCCGUAAGCAGCGUCGCUUGUACACGCAACUUUUAAGGCGUCGUGAAGCUCAAUAUCAAUCUCAGCGCCGGCUUAUGCCUUCAAACGGUAUAUCGAACAGCUCAUCGAUGCACUUCGGCCAUCUGCCUUCAACUCCUGGUGGAAUGUUCGGGUCACAAUCUCUGAUGAAUUCGAAAAUACACUUGGAAAACAACAAGCUUCCGGCAAGUGAGCGAGAAGCGGCGGAAGGAGCGGUGAGUCAGCUUACCACCCAAAGUACUCGGACUCUGAUAAACAAUGAACAGGUAUCAGCAAAUGGAAUAAGUCCAAGAUCCGACGAGUUAGCUUCCCUCUACCCCGUUCUGAAGAAUAAACUGCACUACAACUACACGAAUGUGGAUCCAACCAACGGAUAUCCGUCGCUAUAUUGUCAACCCAUUACACACCAAUACCAACCAGCGAUCGCGGAUCAAAUUCAAAACGGCACAACUGCAAAUGAACCGCUACCUUGGAAGAGUACACCACCUGGAAAUAGUCUUAGUCAAGGAUUUCGUCGGUUGUCUUCAUUCUUGCGCAACCUCAAUGGGUCUCUCACUCCACCCAGGGGGUCAACAAGGAAUACACAGCAGCAGCGGCUAGCUGGUCAGUUUUAUCCACAGUCCAUGUCCGGUUUAAACGCAGCCCAUUAUUUCCAAACAGGCAUAAAUGACCCCAUGUUUCGACGUCUGUCCGGACCUCAACCAAUCCCUCAGGGGAUAUCUGCUCGUUCCAGAUCAGAAUCAGGGAGCGCACGUUUUGGCUUGGGAAUGAGGAGUCUCUAUCAAAUAUCGCUUUCCCGGGGCGCAGACCCAAUAGCAAGUAUGUACAAUUUGGACGUGGACGAUAACAGUGCCUUUGGUGAUCCCCUCUCCGGCUCCACGACAACAGUGACCAAAACAACACGGCUUGGAAGCACCGCUGCUGUCUCACCUGGCUCUGGCCCAGACUACUGGGAUCAAUAUCCAUCAGUCGAUGUGGGAGGGCAUCGAGUUUCCACGGCGUCGACCAUACGCCCUCCGACGCCCACACACUGUUCACAACAGCAGCUGAUGCAACAAGGGUUAACUGCUGGUCAUUCCGCUCAUCCCCAAUUGGGCCAGAUGACCAACAUGAAUCACUCAAAUGAUCCAUACCUUGUGCCAGCCUCAGUCAAAAGAAGACAGGUCGCACAAACAACCGGAGACGCACAUAAGAUGAAGUAUUUAUCAGAAACGGAACGCUUGCCAAGUGGCACCAGCUCUGCAGUCAGUUCCUUGGUAUUUGGAGAUUCAGCUGAGGAGGACCAAGAAGUCGGAGCAGGCGUACCCCGUUCCCCGUCUGGGCGGCCUCUUACAUUAUCUGAACAGGUGGCAUCCGGUAGCCCUCAAGGGUGGACCAGAUUUCCGAUAGAAUACGUGACCUACGAUGAAACUCACUCGUGUGCGAACACACUGAUCAAACCACCGGGCGAUGAUAACCAUAUGCAACAAGACUUGAUCGCAACGCAGCUCGGAGAACCACCAAACCAACAGAGUCCAGUAAAACGCAGACAUCACGAGGACAAAGGUGACGAGACCUCCCGACCUCUUUCUGACGCAAUGAUCAGCAAUCACUACUACACUGGAACCGACCUUGAUAUUUCAAUCCGUGGACCCAUGGAACAAGCACCUCCACGACUACCACCACGUGUCAACCCUCCGACAGAUAUUGCGGUUUCUGAACGAAGUUUGUCCCCAAAACCCAACCUACCACUACCUCCGUUGUGGAACCGUCCGUCUCAGAACGGGACGCCAAAUAAACCAGAGCCUCCAAGACUAACAACUCGCGAUGAGUACGGUUCGGUUGAUUCGUUGUACGAGACUGUGGAUCAAUAUAAACCGACUGAAAUUCGAUCUACGUCCGAGCAACAGAUAAAUGACCAGCGGAUGACAAACUUGGUGACUGUUGGCCAAGAGAGUCAACUUCAGCGCCAAAAGCUCGCUUUGCCCCCCACACCGGAUUCCCUCGAGUCUCUGCGGGCUCCAGUUGCCUCUAGUGAUGACGAAACCGGAGAUGAGGGUGAGAAGCCCGAGAAAGCAUCGUAACAAUGAGUAUAUUCGUUUGUCAGUCUUCCACGUGCAAUCCUGCCCAUGUCAAUUUGUUUCGCUCAUUGUCUUUUUUUCACUACGGACCAUGACGCUUUUGGGUGGAUCAGGCACGAUGCGUGAAAUCCAGUCCCGGAACGCCUUCUCUUGGGAGCACCAAAUGGUAACUUUCCACGAAUGUGACUUGCGCGGACAAGGACAACAGCUAAUAUCAGUGCGUUCCGACCCCAUCCAUGUUUUUCCACAAACUACAACCCUGUCUUCCGUCACACAAUCAGAUUAUAUCCACUCCGCCCCUCGUAUGUACCAGUUUCCGGAUAAACUAGCCACUGCGGAACGCUAUGCAACUCUGGUCCAAUCCGAACUCACCCCAAUCUGUACACAUAAACAACCCUACCGGAUCACUGACUUUAAAACCGCCCACCUAACUUUUCCAUUCGUACUCUAACCGGAACACAACACACACACACAAAAAGAAACUCGCCAUAUGCUUACGCAAAUUUGAUCAUAAUCAUGAAUAGUACUACUCUCAGAUUAUUUACAAAUC
Opisthorchis viverrini is the source of this 4777-nucleotide messenger RNA. RefSeq lists its product as hypothetical. The record is from RefSeq and is a predicted model, not a curated record. The transcript is spliced from 14 exons. The coding region runs from base 271 to 4230 and encodes 1319 amino acids. NCBI's taxonomy places the organism in Eukaryota, Metazoa, Platyhelminthes, Trematoda, Opisthorchiida, Opisthorchiidae.